Molecule: messenger RNA, 2247 nt
Organism: Pyricularia grisea
Lineage: Eukaryota; Fungi; Ascomycota; Sordariomycetes; Magnaporthales; Pyriculariaceae
Exons: 3
Coding region: 83-1609 (508 amino acids)
Biological process (GO): 5-phosphoribose 1-diphosphate biosynthetic process; purine nucleotide biosynthetic process; ribonucleoside monophosphate biosynthetic process
Cellular component (GO): ribose phosphate diphosphokinase complex; cytoplasm
Molecular function (GO): ribose phosphate diphosphokinase activity; magnesium ion binding
Source: RefSeq, a predicted model, not a curated record
AAGGGCCGUGCUUCAAUUGAAAAGCUUUUCCCUCGUCUUCCCCUCGCGAAAUUUUGAAACCGAGAUUCUACUCCUUUUCAAGAUGCGCAACACUCUGAUCUUCUCGGGUACCUCGUGUCCCGACCUCACCAAACGAAUAUGUGAAAACUUGGGCAUGGCGCCGGCUGAGGCCGAGCUCACCCAAUUCUCAAAUGGCGAAACCAGCGUCCGAAUCCUCACAAGCACACGAGAGAAGGAUGUCUUUGUCGUCCAAUCCGGCAGCCCCAAGAUCAACGACACCAUUAUGGAGUUGUUGAUCAUGAUAUCGGCAUGCAAAGGAGGUUCAGCAAGCAAGAUUACGGCUGUACUACCAUACUUCCCCUACAACCGUCAAUCCAAGAAAAAGUCACAUCGAGGAGCUAUUACCGCAAGAAUGCUGGCCAAUUUACUACACGUUGCCGGUGUCAAGCACGUCAUCACAGUCGACCUGCACGCCUCCCAGAUGCAGGGCUUCUUCCAGUGUCCUGUCGAUAACCUGCACGCCGAGCCUCUGAUUGCUAGGUGGAUAAGGCUCAACGUAUCAAACUGGCGGGAGGCUGUCGUUGUGUCGAAAAACGCAGGCGGCACAAAGCGAGUAACAUCGCUAGCAGAUGCCCUGAAGCUUAACUUUGGCAUGGUUACUACCGACAAAAAACGAGGCGGCGGGGGCGGCAUGUCAGCUAGUAUGAUCCUUGAUCAGCUUGACAGGCCAGACCCUGUUGUUGUUGCGGCCAAGGACGGAGGCGUCGCCACAACACCCACUGCCGAAGCACCAUUUCCCAACCUUGAUGGCACGUCAGAAGCAGCCUCUUCAAAGACGCGAGUAGUGGCCGAUUCCCGUGGAUCGCCAAAACGUAUACCUGUUAGGACGCAGUCACAUUCGAACGGCAGAUCACGAGUCACGUCACAUCCGAUACAAACCGAGACAGUGGCAGAAGAGAAGGAAGGGGUCGAGGGCGAUGUAGCUGAUAACGGAGAGGACGCAGACGAUGAGAAUGACGGUCGCCCAGACGAGGUUACACAUGCUCGUCUUUUCCAGGGACACAUUGUUCCUGACGAUUUUCCCUCUCCAUCCACCUCUGCGGCAGACGCAAGUUUGCCUGACGACGAUCCCAUGAUGAUGUCGCACGCCUCUUCCUUCUUUCAGCCAGAUAACCAUGCCCUCGGUGGCUCUGGGGAUGCUGCCAGCUCAGACGAGGAGGAGGACAAGCUCAAGGAUCCUCGCAUCGAACACAUGAUCACCCUAGUCGGCAAUGUACGCAAUCGAACAGUCUUCAUUGUCGAUGACAUGAUCGACAAGCCCGGCAGUUGGAUCGCUGCUGCUGAAGCCGUCGUCAAAAGAGGUGGUGCCAAGACUGUCUACUGUAUGGCAACGCACGGCGUCUUUGGUGGCGAUUGUCUAGAGCAGUUGGAGGCUUGCGACUGCAUCCACCGUAUCGUCGUGACGGACAGCUAUCCGAUCCGCCCUGAGAAGGCAAGGAGUGCAAGCAAGCUGGUGAUUUUGGACCUUUCCCAUCUUCUUGCCGAGGCCAUCAGGCGUAACCACAAUGGUGAAGCCAUCUCGCCCCUUUUCCAGCACAUUGUCGAUUGAGCAAACAUACAAUAAGCCUUUGAUGACAUCUACUAUGGUCUGCGGCGGCCUAACGAAUAUUGUACGACUCACAAAAUGGUAAGGGGGCAAGGUAUGCAUUCGGUUUCUUUUCAGAGCUUGGCGUCUUCGGUGCUAUGGGCAUAUGUUUUUUUUAAAAAAAAAACAAGAAAAAAAACAAAAGGUGAAACGAAAGGUCAACAUGCAACUAGUUUGAGCUAAACCGCUUUGAUCAGUGAUCCAGAUGCCAGUUCCUUUUAGAGACCAUCAGUCCUCCCGUCAUCCUUUCCAUAUUCUCUUUUCCUUUUUUCCCCCCAAGGUGCUAUUAGCGCACUAUCACGGUCCUCACAAAGGACUUCACCGACGAUGCUACCAUUUGGGUAGCAGGUAUUUCCUUCAUCCCAGAAGAAGUGCCUAACGGAGCGUUGGAAGAUCAAAUGUCCCUUGUUGGACUUUCGGACAUAGAAGGCCUACUGCCCGACCGGCCGCACUCGUUGCGGCCAUGGUCGCUUCCUCCAGGUUGAUGGGCAGUGGGCAAGAGAACCGUCUGAACAAACCCCAAGUCAAGUCCUGAUCGGCUUGGUCGAGUAAAAUUAAAUGCAGAAUGAUAAUGAUGAUAGUAACACUCCAAAAAUUUCCCA